This is a messenger RNA of Zerene cesonia (dogface butterfly), 1544 nucleotides long. RefSeq names its product zinc finger protein 665-like. Lineage: Eukaryota; Metazoa; Arthropoda; Insecta; Lepidoptera; Pieridae. The coding region runs from base 73 to 1530 and encodes 485 amino acids. The record is from RefSeq and is a predicted model, not a curated record. The transcript is spliced from 5 exons. Gene Ontology annotation, molecular function: zinc ion binding. Gene Ontology annotation, cellular component: nucleus.
UAAAAAACUAAAAGUAGGUAGCUGCAGAGUGCAAAGCAGAAAUCAAUUAUUUAUAUUAUCUUUAAUAUUGCAAUGGAUAUUAAUGUAUAUAAGGAAUGGAUUUCGACACCGGAUGUUUGCCGUUGUUGUUUAACAAAAAGGGGCAUAUUCGACUUUACAAAACACUGCAGAUCUGAAAAUGGAGAAGUCUUAUUGGACAUAUUACAAAAUUAUUUUCAAUUAACAUUGACUACGGAGAGAGGAUGCAGUCUGAUGAUCUGCUUAGUAUGUGCAGAGAGUAUAGAAGCUGCUGGAAAGUUCUAUAAGCAAGUGAAAAGUGCUGAAGAGUUGUAUAAAAAUUAUUUCGUACAGAAACAAGGUGUCGAUGAUGAACUGCAUUUGGAAGAGAGCUUAUUUAUUUAUCCUAACAGUGAUGAUAUUGGUGAUAAUGAAGCAAGUGCUUUGAUGGACGGGAAAAUAAUAAACAAUAGUUUAAACAGCUAUGAUUCAGACACUCCUAUAGCAAAUCAAAUGAGCAAGGAAAAUAACUGCAUUGGAAAUUUGAAUGGACAACAAGGAGAUAUAUUCCCGUUGUCACAAAUAACAAAACAAGUAUCGGAACGAAAACGCGUAAAAUUAACCUGUGAGACGGUUCUAACUGAGACCACAGCUUGUCCGUUCCGACAUCACAAGAGCUGGUUUCAAUGCUUCUUCUGCUUCAAAGAUUUUAUGGAAUUGAAACUGUUAAGAGAUCAUUACAUAAACGUCCAUGCCAACGCGGAGGAAGAAUUAAAAAAAAUUAAACGCUUCCCGCGCUCCCUCCAAAUUGACAUUUCGAAUUUAGAAUGCCGGAAAUGUCAAAUGGAUUUGACAGAUGUCGAAAAUAUGAUAGCGCACUUUGACAGUGUGCACCAAAAACGUAUUUACAAAGAAUGCAUAGCAGAUUAUAAAGUGAAUUCUAGUCCGUAUUGUUGCCAUAUUUGCGAAAAGGAAUUCCACGUGUUCCGAACGCUGACCACGCAUUUGAAUGAGCACUACGCGAAUUGCAUUUGCGAUGUGUGCGGCAAGUCGUUUUUGAAUUCGAAACGUUUGAAAGUUCACAAGCGAACGCACGAAAGUGGCGCGUACCCUUGCAAUCAGUGCGGGAAGGUUCUACGAACGAAAACGUCCAAAGCGAACCACAUAGAGAGCGCGCAUUCUAAACGAACAAUAAAAUGUCAUAUCUGCGACAAACCAAUGAAACAUUAUAACGACAGGAUAAAACAUAUGUCGGAAGUACAUAAUAUAACGCACACAUUUAAAUGUCCGAUAUGCGGGCGCGUGUACAACAUAAAACAUUAUUUGGCAACACAUAUACGGCAGACGCAUGGUAGCAAGAAUAAAAAAUGCACAGAGUGUAGUAUGUCGUUUAUAACGAAUCAUGGGUUGAAGAAACAUAUGUUGAAGCAUUCUGGUGAGAGGCCAUUCUCGUGUAAUGUGUGCUUUAAGUCGUAUACGCGUAAUUAUACUUUGAGAGAGCAUAUGCGGGAACAUGAUAAGAGCGAUUGUUAAGAAACGUUUACGAU